Molecule: messenger RNA, 1069 nt
Organism: Carlito syrichta (Philippine tarsier)
Lineage: Eukaryota; Metazoa; Chordata; Mammalia; Primates; Tarsiidae
Product: calcitonin gene-related peptide 2
Exons: 6
Coding region: 44-598 (184 amino acids)
Cellular component (GO): extracellular region
Molecular function (GO): calcitonin receptor binding; hormone activity
Source: RefSeq, a predicted model, not a curated record
GCCGCCGUCUCUGAUCCAAGCCACCUUCCGCCAGAGAGGCGUUAUGGGCUUCCGGAAGUUCUCCCCCUUCCUGGCACUCAGCAUCUUGGUCCUGUAUCAGGCAGGCAGCCUAAAUGCAGUACCAUUCAGGUCUGCCUUGGAAAACAGCCCUGACCUGGUUACACUCAGUGAGGAGGAAGCGCGCCUCCUGCUGGCUGCACUGGUGCAGGACUAUGUGCAGAUGAAGGCCAGUGAGCUGGAGCAGGUGCAGGAGCAGGAGACAGAGGGUUCCAGCCUGGACAGCCCCAGAUCUAAGCGGUGCGGUAAUCUGAGUACUUGCAUGCUGGGCACGUACACUCAGGACUUCAACAAGUUUCACACAUUCCCCCAAACUGCCAUUGGGGUUGGAGCACCUGGCAAGAAAAGGGAUAUGGUCAGCGACUUGGAGAGAGACCACCGCCCUCAUCGUCACCGCCCAGAAGAGAGCCUGCAACACUGCCACAUGUGUGACCCAUCGGCUGGCUGGCUUGCUCAGCAGAUCAGGGGGUGUGGUGAAGAGCAACUUCAUGCCCACCAACGUGGGUUCCAAAGCCUUUGGCCGGCGUCGCAGGGACCUUGAGGUCUGAGCCACUAAAUGACUCCAGGAAGAAGGUCACAAUGAAGCUGAAUGCUACUUCUUUUAAUGCGUAAUGAAAGCAAUUUGUUGGAAAAGAUCCACAGAAGACAUACGUAUUUGCAUCCUUCUUGAUACUGAAAACUAUCUUCUUUGUUUGAAAGGAACAAAUGCUAAAUGCAGAAUAAGCUCAUUGCAGUUAUUUAUUGUGCAUAUUUUUAAUAUUUGAUUCUGUAUCCAAUAAACGUGGCAGCAUGUAUCAUUGGCUUAUCUAGUAGCAAAUCUGGGCUCCAUCAGCCAUCCUAUUAACGUUGGCAGCUCUGCUAAACCUCAGGGGGACAUGAAAUCACUGCCUCUUGGGUGUCUGGGGACACAUGGUAAUGCUGUGCCUUGACAGAACUGUUUGUUUAAAGAAAUGUCAAUGUUGUCAUUUGUGAACUUCAUCAAAAUUAAAAAUGUAUUUUCUAUACCCUUAAA